UAAAUUUCAGGGUGAAGUUUAAUUUCACCGUAACCAAAACAGCUUUUAAAUUAUUUCAAUAAGCGCAGAUGAAUUGAUGUCUAUCAUCCUGAUGAGACCUCUGGGAGUAAUACAUUACGUGGAACAUUUUUAUAAUUAAGAAUAGAGUUACCAGAAAGAUAUAAUGUGCAGAACUUAGUUUGAUUAAAAUACUUACAAAUGUAUCAAAUUUGCUAUAAAAACGGUUUUAGAAGGGAUUUAAUUUACACAUAGACAGUAUGUUAGUUCCCACACAUUCUGUAGAAAGUGAAAAAGGAAACCAGAAAGGAUACAGAGGACACAGAUCAUCACAUCAUUGUUUAGCAUGGCCCUGACCUGGCCUUCUUUUCCACAAUGGCUGCUGUUCGCUGAUUCAUCCAAAGCUGUAGAUCUGAUGAGUGUCCAUUUUUGGGUCAGUGAACUGCAUGCCAUACUGCCACACUGAAUACUGAAUAGUGAACAGAGAGGAGAGGCUAUAGCUUUCAGACUCUCAUCUGAAUACACUAACUACACACAGCACACACUCAUUGCACUGACAGCCCCUGAAUCAGGUGCAGACACAUUCUGUUUAGCCUCACAAAGCAGUAGCAGAAGUUCCCACAGAGCUUUGGGAGUAAUAUUUGGAUUUACUUUAAGAUACUGCUACAACAGAGAGCAUGAGAUCGCCCUAUUUCCCAGCAAGAUCUGUGCUUUUCCACAAGGAGGCCAAUGGAGUGACAUACAGAGUUCCAGCUUUGCUCUACUUGACCCGCUUCAGAUCCUUUCUGGCCUUCUGUGAAGAGAGACUCAGCCCAUCUGACUCUCAUGCUCACCUGCUUGUCAUGAGGAAAGGCACUUUCUACAGGAACUACGUGGAGUGGGAAGACAUUUCUGUUUUGGGCACUGCCUUCCUGCCAGGCCACCGGUCUAUGAAUCCAUGCCCAGUGUACGAUGAGUUCACAGGCACACUCUUCCUGUUCUUCAUUGCUGUUCUUGGACACACGUCUGAAUCUUACCAGCUGGUGACAGGGAAGAAUGUGACUCGACUCUGCUACAUCACCAGCGCUGAUGGUGGGAACACCUGGAGCCCAGUCACUGACCUCACCAAGAGGGUUAUUGGAGACACUAUUAAAGAUUGGGCCACAUUUGCUCUGGGCCCAGGCCAUGGAAUCCAGCUCAAGUCAGGUCGUCUGCUCAUUCCUGCUUAUGCUUAUCACAUUGAGUGCAAAGAGUGCUUCGGUCAGCUCUGCCUGACCACUCCUCAUGCCUUCUGCUUUCACAGCGACACCCACGGGAGAAGCUGGCGUUUUGGAGAGCCAAUCCCAACUCCAGAGAGUGUGGAGUGUCAGAUGGUGUCUGUAGAUGAAGAGGAUGGUACUAAUGUAUUGUACUGUAAUGCACGCAGCCCCCUGGGAUACAGGGUGCAGGCCCUCAGUCUGGAUGAUGGAGCAGUGUUUCAGGAGGGGCAGCUGGUACAGCGGCUGGUUGAGCCUCGAAAUGGUUGCCAUGGCAGUAUUGUUGGAUUUCCUGCCCCGCUGGAUCUAUAUCAAAAUCUUAAUGAUCACUUGCAGCAUCCUGUAUACCACCUGAGACACUGGACAUCCUGCUUGACUAACAGUGAUCACAAGUUGACACACAGCAGCUCUGUAGCAUCACUGUCCCCAAACAGCUCCAGCAGCUGCAUGGCGGCACCUCCACGCUCAAACAUUACUUCUGCUUCCAUCAGCUUUUUGUCACCCCACAAUGAUGCCUCUCCAGAUUUCCUAACUCCGACCUGGGUAGUAUACUCCCAUCCAACAUUGACCACUGCACGGAAGGAUCUGGGUGUGUUCCUCAGCUUGUUUCCUCGUGAUCCUGACAGCUGGCAUGGCCCCUGGGUGAUCUACGAGGGUCCCAGUGCUUACUCUGACCUGGCCUACCUGGAGUUGUCACCCUCACCUGGAGCACCGCCAGCUGUGGCCUUCGCCUGCCUGUUCGAGUGCGGCACCAAAACGGCCUAUGAUGAAAUCUGCUUUAGCAUCUUCACCCUUUACGAGCUUAUAGACCAUCUUCCCAGGGAUGUACAGCUGCAAAAUGAGAGGUGCAGCAAUACGGCUCGAAGUGUAUCAGUUGGUCUGCAGGUGAAUCAUGUGAAAAAAAAGAGAAGAAAGACCAAGCUGAUGCAGAUGUGCUCUGUGUCUUAAAUAUAAAUUAGCUUUAAGCUUGUGAUAGACAGUGCCCUCCAAUAUUUGUACUCUGUAAACUGUCAGUUGCUACUUAUUUAGGUGUCAUGGUCAGGUCUCGCUUGUUAACCACUUGUAAUCUUAGUGAGACAUCCUGUAGAAUAAAGAAAAAUAAAUAAAAGACAGCUAAUACAGUUAUGGCGAUGUUGUUCAGUGUAUUUAAGUUGUUCUGAUUUGUGUUAUUAAAGUAUAAACUAC
Melanotaenia boesemani (Boeseman's rainbowfish) is the source of this 2417-nucleotide messenger RNA. It is a transcript of the gene neu4, whose product is annotated as sialidase 4. Lineage: Eukaryota; Metazoa; Chordata; Actinopteri; Atheriniformes; Melanotaeniidae. Gene Ontology annotation, cellular component: membrane; cytoplasm; lysosome. The transcript has 4 exons. The record is from RefSeq and is a predicted model, not a curated record. Bases 675 to 2180 code for a protein of 501 amino acids. Gene Ontology annotation, molecular function: exo-alpha-sialidase activity. Gene Ontology annotation, biological process: oligosaccharide catabolic process; ganglioside catabolic process.